Porites evermanni is the source of this 2449-nucleotide messenger RNA. The record is from the annotation of a GenBank genome assembly. Lineage: Eukaryota; Metazoa; Cnidaria; Anthozoa; Scleractinia; Poritidae.
CUUCUAGCACCCUUGGGUCCCCCAAGAUUAUUUUUCCGAUUAAUUUCAGCGUCCGCUAGUGUGUAUGACAGCAUUGGAGCAAUUGCAGUGUUGUGUUAUUGUGACAUUCCUUCGUUUCACUGAGCCGUGGCGUAGUAUUCACCGACGCUCACCUUUCACUUCUUCCCUCCCUCGCAAACAACAUGGAUCUCCAAUCUGCACUUCCUUGCUCCACGAUAUUUCACGAACUACAAACUGUCCAUGAUACUGGAUUUUUCUACUCGCUUCCUUCGCUCGAAGACGAUUGGGCUCAGGUAAGCUUCGUACGUGAGUUGUGUAAAAGAGAUUGUUUAGUUUGGCCAGCGUGCAUGUGGCCUUUUAAACGAGGGCUUUGGACGCUAAAACGAUAAUUUAGCGAUUUAGUGCACGAAUUCGUUUUUGCGUCGUAAAACUGCCAUGUUUACUUCAUUUCGUAUUACUUGGAAAUUUCAUUUUCGCGCUCGAAAGCUCUGCUACACAAUGUCGUGGGUUUUAUUCUUUCUUUACAGACAAGGCUUGAAAUGGAUCGUUAUCUCUGUCCAGAACCCUCAACUUUGGAAAGCAAAGAUUCAAACUUAGGCAAUCCCGUUCCGUGGAAUGAGUUUUUACUGCAACCUUUUGACGAGUCAAAUUUUCCAUUUGGCGAUGACUGGGAUAUCAAACCAAUAGAUUUCAGUGCUAUUGCUACAUUUCCAUCCGUGCCUACGGUUCUUCCAGAAACUCCAACGGAAACAAAGCCUUCUAUGGAGCUCCCCGUUAAACCUUUAAAGAUCAAAUUACCUAACCCGGCAGGCUGCGAGGAGAUUAGCAAAAUUCCUAAGCCAGUUUUACCACUAACACCACCGAGCUCGCCAGAAUCUCCAUUGCUACUGUUCAAUAAUUCUCAGCAGCGAGCGAGCAGACCUGUUUCGCGGUCGCCUCGCGCGAAAGGUGGAAAUAAUGGCGGCAGGGCAAACAGCCCGAAAGACAAAGACUCCGAAAGCAAACGGAGAGUACAUCGCUGUCAGUUUAGUGGAUGCCGUAAAGUUUAUACUAAGAGUUCGCAUCUGAAAGCUCACCAACGUACUCAUACGGGUGAAAAGCCUUACCGUUGUUCAUGGGAUGGUUGCAAUUGGCGCUUUGCUCGUUCAGACGAACUUACUCGGCAUUACAGAAAACACACGGGUGCUAAACCUUUUAAAUGUGUUCAUUGUGAUCGCUGCUUUUCACGAUCGGAUCAUCUAGCUCUACAUAUGAAAAGACACGCGUAGGUAGAAAAAUAAUUCUAGGCAUAUGAAUAUUGCAAUUUGGAAUUCAUCGGGGCUGCCUUUCAUUCAAACGAAUUUCAAUUGGCAUCAAUAAUUCACAAGCAAGACCUCAGGUGUCCGAAAUGUACUGCAACACGAGUACACGAAAUUCGACGAACAUGCGAUUUCUUCGCAUGGUCAGUUGCCAAGGGUUUGUAAUGGUUGGAGUCACGUUAUAUUUACGUGGAAGAAGGCAGUUUUGGAGGAAAUGUAGACGAAGCGACUUCGCUUAUUUAGGUGCCAAGAAGAAAAGAGUAUUAGCAUAAAGGGUUUAGCGGAAAUGAACGCCGCGAAGCAAGAUCUCCGAUGGGAAUAAUAUUCAAUCCAGGGACAGUGGCUUUAUUAAACUCCAAAUGAAAUUCAAAGCACGAUUUUCGCCACAAGAAACUUCACAAAAAACGAAAGAAAACAUAUGAAAAUGUACGCGAACUUACAUCCAAAUUAUCAAAAUAGCCUCGAGGUUAAAAUCAGAUGUAAACAUAUUUUAGAUUCGUUCAUGGUUUACCGUGCAGGCGUUAUAAAUUCAUGAUAGAACAACUAAAAAAAGAGAACAUAUCAUGCCUCCAUAAAUGGACAAAGUCUAUGAUGUAUAUACGAGCUUAUAUAAUUUUGGCAACAUUGUAUGUCCAAGACAAGAAAAUUAGUGUACAGAUAUUAAAAUUGAAAAGGAACAUUCUUGAUUUAGUCAAGUGUGUUUUCUUACUAAGGCUACGACCGAUUUUUUUAUUUAUUGUUACAACUUAAGCCAGAUGUUUUUUCCGUCUAAAAUCGUACGUCGGUAUUGUUUGCUGAAAGAAAAUCGCUUUUUCUGGCUGACGGGUUAGAUAAAGCGGUCUGGAUCCUUUGCGAUGGGGAUUGUGUUUAUUGAGUGACAUUCAUGGUUGGAAUAUUGGCUUCACAGAUCAGAAAAGGCAUUUCAAAGCACUAAUCUUCUUAUUCUCUUUAACAGUCUGUGUCGCCUUACAAUGGCUGCGAAUUUAAUUCACGGCCAGUACAUUUUAAUAACAGCAGCGCAUUAAAAUUGCUGAGCUUAAAGGGUUUCACACUUCUUUGACACAAGAAAGUGUUAUCGAAUUUACAUGUAUGUUUACUUUCCGUGAAACGGGGAAUCUGCCUUCUGACUCGAACGUAUUAAUAACAGUGGC